Molecule: messenger RNA, 207 nt
Organism: Danaus chrysippus (African queen)
Lineage: Eukaryota; Metazoa; Arthropoda; Insecta; Lepidoptera; Nymphalidae
Source: the annotation of a GenBank genome assembly
AUGCGUAGCAAAAGUUUCGCCUCGGGAGACAAGUGUAUCUGUAGCAUCCGCAACGAUUGCAUUAUCAAUGGAGGAACAUCGUUAUGUAUCGUGGACUCCGACCACUCCGACCACUCCGACAACUCCGACCAGUACACCAUUCAGUCUUCCCGUGAUAUAAAAUACGACAUCCUGCUGAUACAAGGCUCACAUGUCGUGUCUUUGUAA